GUAUGCUUCUUCACUGGCAUAGCUUGCUGGGCUACUUGAAUGGAGUGGAGCCAUCUUCAAUGUUAUUAGUUAGACCUUUGCUUUUCCGGCAAUAACAAGUCAAAAUGUCUGUUGUGAAAAGGUCUAUUGUGCAUGUGCAGGUGAGUUAAAGACUAUAAACAAACUACAACCAAUUCAAUUCUAUUUCAGUGAAUAGAAAUAGUAGCACUGCUCUGAUUGAUGGCCAAACUAUGAACGCCAAAAUGUCAACCAGUGCUGCAGAUUUUACAUUUUUACAUUAUCCUCAUUUAACCCUUUUUAAUAAAUGCAAAAUAUAUAUUUUUUUCCACAAAGAAGUACAUAGUGUUUGAGGUUAUAAUUUAAACACUACAGAGUGGUAGACCCCAUACCAGGGCUGCUGCUCUUCUGUUGGUGCUGACCUCUGACCCUGUGGAGGUUCACAAGCUAGGUACACGAGAAGAUUUACCUCUGAGCAUCUUUAGUCUCAAAAAAACUGUUCUUAGCAGUAGUUACGGCCCAAACAUUUCAGUUUGAGUUACGUGAAGACAGACCCUUCCUAAAGCAUUAGCCACAGAUUUUCAGAAAAUCUAUUUUUUUUUUUUUGUUUUUUUUCAAAAUUGGUGUUGUUAUUUUAUUUAGUCUAACAUUACAGAAAGUGAGACGGUCGAGUUUUUGUCCUCUGAGCUCUUCUCUCACCCACCAGAUGGAGACAGGAGGCCGGAAAUCUUUCUCCUGGAUUUAACAUGUAGCAUAGCAGCACUGGUCUGCCAUUCAAUACUAGAAGCAAUUAAAGCAUAAUACGGUAGUAAUUGCACCAUUUGUAUAUUUUGGAAAUGCAGUAUCACAUCUACUAUGGAAAAUGGAAGCAAGAGACCAUUCUUCACAGUGUUUAAUAAUUAUCGUUAUUAUUUGCUACUAACUAUUAAGUUCUAUUUUUUAAACUUGUUAUUAUAAUCACAGUUUAAUCAUUUCCCAGUUUUUUUUUUUUACUUAAUUAUUCUAGUAUAACGUUACUUGGAUAACUUUUCUGUCGUCUAUGUUGAACUGCAGACUGAAAUGUACGCUAGUAAGCCUGACGGACUUUUGUCACGAUGGAUUGGUUACAAGAAACUGCAAAAAUGCUACUGCACAAAACCAAACACUGCAGUUGAAUGAUUUUACUUCUUGGGUAACAUACUGUGUAACACAUACCUUUUGCAAAACAUGUUAGCGACGCAGGAUUUUAUUUUGGAAUUUUCACCGGAAGUAGUAUAAAACCUGUCACUGAUAGCAUAAUAGCAUAGCUAGCUAACAGAAGUGCCUACCUGCUCCUGAAGAAAACAGCGAAGUCCCGCGCUGGUGGGACGCCUCUCAUUAUGGCUGUGUUGUGGUGUAAAUUGUGACAACUAACGCCAUCAUGAUGAACGACAUCAUAGAGGAACCAGAGAAGGACACUCUGCUGGAAGCGCAGCCGGAGCCACAAGUUUUGUCGGGGCCCAGUAGUGGCACAAGACCUAAGACCGCUGAUGGUGGGAUCAGACCUGUGGAGAAAAGAGGACCUUACAUCAUGUCCAGAGCUCCUGCAAUCCACCUCAAACUGCAGAAACACAGGGAGAUGGCGAGGAAAGCACUGAAGAAGAAAGCCCUCUCACUAGGACCUCCAGUGAUACAUCAGCCCAGACAAGGCUCUAAGAGUUCUCCUUUUAGGAUGGUGAAGUAUAACAAGGGCUACGCUGCUUUGAGUCAGCACGCUGAGGACUCUUUGGUUGCGGUGGACUCAGACAGUGAUGAAGAGAUUGAUUUUGAGCAGUAUUCCUCAGGAUACUCUUCAGCUGAGGUCCAUCCUGAUUUAAGCAGGCAGCUGCUUCAGGACGGCUACCGUCUGGAUGAGAUCCCAGAUGACGAGGACCUGGACUUGAUUCCGCCCAAAGCCAUGGGCUCCUCUGUGUGCUGCUGCUCCGAGGGCCCGUCCUGCUCCAUGCAGUGAUGCCGGUGCAGUGACUCGAACCUUACAAAGGCUUGGCUCCAGUUCAUGUCCCUGACUUUAGUUACUGGUGUCUGAGGCCUUCUUUCUAACUAAGCUCCACUGCUGUGCUGCCUGAGGACUUCCAGCUCUGAAGCCAAAUUUUCCAGUUCAUGCAGGACUGCGUGCACAGAGAUCACUCAACCUACAUGAAAACGCGGAUGGACGUAAGAACCAGCCUUAUCCACUGUGACCCCAAAGCUUAACGCAUUUUUCUUUUUAUAGAACUACAUGAAAUGCUAACUAUGCCACUGCUCCAAAUAGAGUGGCAGAGUAAUUCAUUGUUUAGAAUAUGUCCUCCUUGACCCAAAGGAGAGCGGGUUUCUGUCUUUUCUGCUCUGGUGAACAGGUCUGCAGCCCUCUAAGCACAACAUGCUUAGAUGUAUGAGGUAUUGUUGUUUUAAUGUUCCAGGUGAAUUAGAAUUUUUCAGUUAUUAACUAACUGCUAUAUGAAGGCACCUCACUUGACCAUUGACAUUCCCUACUACUGUUGCAUUAACUGCCUGUUUUUUUUUUGUUUUGUUUUGUUGUUUUUUUUUCUUCCUCAAAAAUGACAUUUGAGUUUGAUUCCAAAAUGACAUUGCCACCACUGGGAAAAAAUAUGACACCUAUUCCAACAUAAAUAACAUGUUAAAAGAUAUGUUUUUUUACUAUGAAACAGAGCACUGAAUUGAAACAAGUGUUUUUCAGAAGAGAGUCAUUACAUUUUAGUGUAGUUAAUUUAAGUUGUCAUUGAGGAAACUGCUAUAUACCAAGAAGGACUCACCCUCUGCCUGUAGAAGAUAUACUGUACUGACAGAAAAGCAUAAUGAAAAGUUGUCCUACAAAGUUACCCACUGUUUGGAAGAGUAACACCGACACUUACCAAAUGUUACACUACUGUAUAUGGAACAAAAUGUAAGCAGAGGAGUUAAGUGCUUUGGUAGACGAACCAAUGACAUUUGAUGGACUUUACAAUCUCUGUAUUGUAGAAAUAAGUUUCAUUCCAGAAACCAAUAUCUGUCACUUUUAAAAAAGCUAUUACAAAAAGAUUGUAGGCAUAAAAACAAAAUAAAUUACAGAUUCCCAUAUAAGUGAUCUUAUAUGUCUUAAACAUUUAUUUAUGUGGUUAGAUAUGUAUACGUUUAUAAUUUAAAUCCUCUGUUCUUAUUGAUAUGCUUCAAAAAACAAUUUGGGAUGGAUAGGAAUAAUUCAAAAAUAGAUUUACAAAAUGCCAAAAAUGUAUAUGUAGCAUUUUGGAUUAGAACCCUGUCCAGGAUCUAAUACAACACUUAAAAGGGAUAUUUCAUCCAUAACACAUCAGAGUGUGUGGACGGCAGAUUUGAGUUACAUUAUUUUAUUUAUUUAUUUAUUAGUAUAUUAGGGACACUAAAAAUAGUUGUUACAGGUUAAAAGCAGUAAACUGGAUUUGCAUUAAGAUUGAGGCAUUUGUCUACCCUUGUUAUUUGUAAACCAUAUAUCAGUUUAAACUGUGUAUUUUCUGUUUGUGUUAUGAUGUGUCUGUUGUUUCCUACACAAUAGACACAUGGAUGUGCUGAAAAUGGAAAUUGUUAAUUUAAAAAAAACAACAUAUAUAUUAUUUUCUUUUUCCACUUUUAAAAAAUGUAUCUGUUCACUCAUGUUACAGUCUGGUUCAUAUUUUACUAUAAAUUGUUGGUGUUCAUUUUGAAACUGUGCAUUAACAAAAAUGUUUCAAUAUCAGAGCAAGUGACAGUGAUCACUUUCUCAGGAGAUGUGUUUGUGUGUGUGAGUGAGUGUGCAACUAGAAAGUAAUUUGCCUUUCACAUACAUUUGUAAAAUACAAUAAAAUUGCACAACUGUUUAAGUGCAUAGAGGUUUCAAGUCAGGAUAAAUGUAUGGCUGCUGUUUUACUUAACUGCAGACCACACUGUUAUUUCUCAUGCUGUGACGUUGGUUGUUACAAGGCGUAACUCUCAGUCAUAAAUAAAUGGUAUAGCAGACCACUUAACCACCAUAAAGAAGUUAAGGACUGGAAAGAGUAUGACAUUGUUUUCCAAGAAAAAGGAGGAACCUUGAUUUGUACUUCACAGAGUCGGGAUCAAUUCACUAAUUCAAAUUCAGAAAGUGGAUUUUGUUAAAACCUUUGCAAUGAUAAUGCUAGGUGUUGAAAAUGAGUAAUGUACACUCAGUCUCCUCACAGCACUCCAGGUUUGUAAUGUGGGUGAUUUAGGAAUAAAAGCUGAUUCUACUUUUACACUAAGUGUGAGUCACUUGAUGCAAGUGUGAGGUAAAUGCUUUAGAUGUAACAGCUGAAUUUAAAGUGGAUUGACUCCGGCCCUGGCUCUGCACGAUGUUUUUAUGUACACUAAUAUUGCACUUAACACCAGUGGUCAGUAGCAAGUACACUUGACUCACCUGUACUAUGCAACUAUUGGGACAAUCUGCUUGUUAUACAACAUUGUGACAAUAUAGUGUUAUUGAGUGCUAAAUGCAAUAACUUAAAUAGUUGUUGUAUAAUGGUAAACACUAGCCCUUUUUUUAUUUGAUUGUACCGUUUAUGGGUUUACAUUAUUAAAUACAACUAUUAUCUAUA
Molecule: messenger RNA, 4556 nt
Organism: Siniperca chuatsi (mandarin fish)
Lineage: Eukaryota; Metazoa; Chordata; Actinopteri; Centrarchiformes; Sinipercidae
Gene: fam219b
Product: family with sequence similarity 219 member B
Exons: 6
Coding region: 1397-1966 (189 amino acids)
Source: RefSeq, a predicted model, not a curated record